This is a messenger RNA of Kwoniella botswanensis, 1848 nucleotides long. RefSeq lists its product as uncharacterized. Gene Ontology annotation, molecular function: ATP-dependent H2AZ histone chaperone activity. Lineage: Eukaryota; Fungi; Basidiomycota; Tremellomycetes; Tremellales; Cryptococcaceae. Bases 1 to 1848 code for a protein of 615 amino acids. The transcript has 5 exons. Gene Ontology annotation, biological process: regulation of DNA-templated transcription; chromatin remodeling. The record is from RefSeq and is a predicted model, not a curated record. Gene Ontology annotation, cellular component: nucleus.
AUGUCAUCCUACGAGACAGUCACGACAGGUCGGUCGAAGCGAAGCACUGCGGGAAACCGUAUGCGAGAGCUUCUCGAAAAGGCUCAUCAGGAAGACGAAGACGAGCUAUUCAAAGAAGUUGAGGAUGAUGAGGAAUUUGCUGCUCCUGUGGAGGUAAAGGAUGUAUACCUCGAAGAAUUCGCUGAUACGGAUGAAGAAGUUGAGGAGGACGAGGAUGCUGAAGAGAGAGCCAUACGGCGAGAAGAGAGGCAGAGGGCAAAAGGCAAAGGACGAGCGAUUUACGAUCCACUCUCAUCACUCAACAAAAAUCGACUGAAACCUUCCAAACCCGAUCCUACUGCCAAACUACUAUCAGAUCCUACGAUAUCCCUCCUUGAUCCAUCCCUCGACCCAUCUUCCAUGGCCCCUUCUACACUGGUUCUGGCAAUUCGAAAACAGCGUAGAGAAGCCAAGCGAGAACAGCGUUCGGAAGCUCGACGAAGUAAUCUCAGAGCGUCGACUCUAAAGACUGAAAAGGAGAUAUUGGAAAAGGAGAAUCAACAGAAGAUCAAUCGUGAUAAGUACCCUUCGAGGGGUAAGAGGAAAGCAGUGGAUGAUGGACCGAAAACUCAGGAUGAGCUCAUUGCAGCUGCUCUAGAAGAAGAGGAGAGAAAUAAAGAAGCGUUAAGGGAUUGGCUGAAAAAGGAAGAUGAGAAGAGAGAAUUGAGAAAGAUCGGUAGAAAGAGAGUGAAAGGACCGAGGUUGACUUGGGUCAGUAGGACUGUGGGUAAAUUGGUGGAGAUCAUUGGAGAGGAGAGUGUGGUGAAGGAGGUGGAUAGGGGGAAAAAGAAGGAUGAAGGGGGAGAGAAAGAGGUAUCAACAAAGGAAGUUAUAGUAGAUGGAUCUCCUGCUCAAACCCAGACGAUACCAUCAACGAGUGAACCUCCAGAGACUGCCAAAGAGGAUUUACCCGGAAUAUCUAUUUCGGAAGACGCAGAUGAACCACCUACCGAUCAGCCCGGAACGACUGAGAGUAUCCAACCACAGAAAGAGACUACCCUCGAUAUGCCUGCUCAGCAAGAUACGAUUGAGUCGACCAAGUCAUCGGAACAAAUAGAGAAGCCACCGAGUGAUUCCUUGCAGCAGACUGCUACAAGCAACGAUACCUCAAAACCGGCAACUCAUGAUCCCAAGAAAGCUAUCAUACCCAUCACUAGCGUCUCACAACCUACUAGUAAAGUACCAAUCCCUGAACCAGACGAAUCCAAAUACACUCGAAACUACCUGAUCCUCUCGCAGAUACCUGGCGGUCUAACCGAAGAGAUCAAGUUGAUCUUGGGUGAUCAUGUGGAGUGGGAUGAAGUGCUUUACAUACCAUCACGUAAUAGACCUAUCAAUCGUAAACCGCCUAUAUGCCCAUUUACCGGUCUGCCAGCGAGAUAUCGACAUCCGUCCACUUCAAUACCAUACGCUACAAAAGAGGGGUAUCAUCAGAUUGAAGCGCUCUUGGUUGAAAGGUACAAAUAUGAUGUGGGAGGCUGGUGGGUAGGAGGGGAGGAGGAUGUAUGUGCGGAUGGGAUGGAGGGGGUGGAAGGUUGGUGGGAAGCUGUCAAUGGGGGGUGGUUGGGAGGGAAGGGGAUCCCCGAGGAGGAGGUACAGGAUCAGCCAGAAGAGGUGGAUACACCGAUGGACAUUGACCUUGAAGAUGUCAAAGGGAAGCGGAAGAGGGGGAAGGAUAGUCAGUCAGCGACUCCCGUCCCUGCCACCAAGAGAGCUAAGGGGAAGGGUAGAGUGAGUGUGGUAGAAGAGACACCCAUGAUCUUGGUAGAUGAUAUGAAGAAGUCAAAUAGAAAAGGAAAGAAGAAGUGA